UUAACGGGAUGGAGGGGGAAGGUUCCUCGGAGAUGGAGUAUACAGAGAUCGAAGCCUCCGCCGAUUACUUCGACAGCUCCAUUCUCUUCAAUAUCAUCAACGAUGUCUCCGCCUUCGUCUUGUUCAUGCACCAACAACUCCCUUCAAUACUACAGGAUAUGAGCAUCGAAUUUGAUACUUUGCAUGAAGAAUACAAAGAGCUGGGAAGUGAACUGGCACAAAACGAACUAAAAGCAUCAUCACGAAGAAAGCAUACUGGGAGAAUGAGGGAGGUCAGACAGGGAAUUAAGAGAAUGGAGAAGUUAAUGAAUUCAGUCUCUGGUUUUCAAUCUGCUAUCAAAUUGUUGAUUACAGAGAUUCCUAAUAUCGAGGAAGUCUUGUUAAUUCUUGGAGCUACUCCACUACGACCUCAACAUGUCUAUCAGCUGUGCUUUUUACAAAGAAAAGCUGCGGUGGGAGGUGCCGAUGACUUCAUCAAACACAAAGCAGCAGAAGUUCUUUCAAGAAAGGCCAUUCGAACAUUAAUCUCUAAGGACGCUGGCUCUUCCUCGUAUCCAGGCCCUACUAAGUUGUUUCUAUUGGUGAAGGCCCCUGCUUCUUUCAAUCUGCCCUUGCACUUCAUUCCAAAACGUGACUUCCGAUACAGCAAAAAGAUAGUGCCUUUCAAACUACGAUUUAAGUGCAAAGGCCAAAUCCAGAAGAUGAAUGCUCCUGAUCGUGAGUCUCAAGUUGGAAACUGUGAUGACCUUACCAACUCUUCAGUCGAAGAUUCAAUCUGGUUUCAAUGUAGACAUGCAAUCAAGGGCCUAGCAUUCAACAGACCCGAUGAAGAUUGAAAAUGGCGAUUGCCAAAGAUACAAGUAAACACUAACCUGUACACUUUGCAUAUGAAUAACCUCUAAUUGUAGUUUGUAGACCAAAAAUCAUUGCUCCUUGAGAAUUUAGCUCUACUUAUGCAGGCAGUCUGGAAUAGGAUUUAGAUCCUUUUGGAAGGGGCGUAAAAUUCUCGGUUCGGUUUUUGAACAGGAAAAAAAAAAACGGAAUCGAUUUGGUUAAGCGGAUAUGAAAACUUUUAGCUAA
Messenger RNA from Momordica charantia (bitter melon), 1080 nucleotides. Its product is annotated as non-structural protein. Gene Ontology annotation, biological process: regulation of exit from mitosis. NCBI's taxonomy places the organism in Eukaryota, Viridiplantae, Streptophyta, Magnoliopsida, Cucurbitales, Cucurbitaceae. Gene Ontology annotation, cellular component: nucleus. The record is from RefSeq and is a predicted model, not a curated record.